AUGGUGUCCUCUAAAAAACAGGUCUGUUAGAAUUUUUGUACACGUGCAUUUAUUGGUAAAACUUGCAAUAAUUACUCUUAAAGUUUACGCGAGAGUUUUUGUCUAAAUUCUCGUGUGAACAGGGGAAACUUGCAUCGUAGCUUGAUGAGGGGUUUUUGUAUAAUUAUACUUUGUAAUUUAUUGUUAUUAUCGUCAUCACAUGUACAGAUAAUUCGAAAUUACAUAGAAACUGAUCACUAGACAGGUUUACACUCCACGAAUGUUUAGUUUCAAUCAUUCCGUGUAAUCAGCUUAACCCUUUUCUCCCAAUAUCUGAUCGUUAAUUCUCCCCACAAGUUGCUUCACAUUUCAUUGUAACUUAGUGACAAUAAUUUGGUGUUAGAUCAAAAUCACAACUUCUACCUGAGAAGUUUGAGUAUUGUCACUACCUGUCUGUUGGAUAAUGUAUGUAUACUAAAGAGAGAAGUUGCAUGUUCAUCACCUCUGGGAGUUAAAGGGCUAAUCAACUGACAUGUAUUAUGUUGUCUAAGUGAUACUUUUUAAAACCUUGCAACUGAUAUAAGUGACAUAAACAGUGUUAACCCUUUACCUCCCAUGAGUGACCAAGACAAUUUCUCCUCACAAUAUCAAUACAAAAUCAAGCAGACAAAUGAUGAGAACAAAGAAAAAUAGUAAUUAGGGGAUUAUUAGUUGAUCCAAUACCAAAUUCUCCAAAGUAACAUCACAAAAACUGUAUGGCAGACAGUAAAGAGAAUUACUAAUGAGAUCUUGGGGGUUGAAAGGUUAAAGCAUCUCUAAGUUUAUAUAAGUCCCUUCAGUAUGUUGUAGCUACAGUUUUAUAUGAACCAUACUAUUCAAAAAUAGAAGCCUAAGCCCAAGGGUGAUCUAUCAUUUUUGCUGUGGUUUUCUUACAUCAAACAAUUCUGUGAACAAUGAAGUUUGGUGUUAUACUGCAAUCUUGCUCAAGAAAGUUGCAUGCAAAAAGCCAGUGAGCAGGCUGUAUAGACCAGACUGUCAUGUCAUUAGUUGAAUUUAUUUGUUGACAGUGAAAAAGUGAAGUUUGUAUUCUUAAAUUCACAAAAUCUUCAACAUCAAAUGCCUGCCAAAUUUUAUUUACAAAUUACUGAAAUAAAUUUUUGAGCGGCUUUCAAUUGGUCGUCAAAAAUGAUCCACAAGUGCUUUAGUUCUGAUAAAUGUGCUCUGUGAUUGGUCCAGAAAACUUAUGUGACCCUCUCAACCAAUCAGAUUCAAAACUUGUUUGUGAUUUGGUCACUUUCAUUUCUCCACGUUUAAUGCAGCUGGUGUGUUUUUACCUAGAGUUUUCACUGGCUAACAAUGAUAUCGACCAUAGCAUGGAUUGGCUGAUAACUCUGGUUUUGGUUUUUCAACUGAGAACAGCUCUAAGGCUGAUGUACUGUAUAUAGUCUUGGCUUUUGUCCAUCGUGUGUCACUUACAUUAAUUCAUGUGUUCCUUACUUACUUACCAAAGCUUGUAGAUAGAAGUUAAUCUCAAACAUGUUUCCUCCUCCAGAAAAAGGCAAUGGAGAGUAUCAACUCUCGUCUGGCACUUGUGAUGAAAAGUGGAAAGUUCACUUUAGGAUACAAAUCUACUCUUAAAACACUGCGACAGGGCAAGGCUAAGCUUGUUAUCAUCUCAAAUAACACACCUCAGCUUAGGUAAGACAUUUAAAUGUCAAGUCUCAUUAAACUGUGUACAUUUUAAGACCAGUUUGCUCAAUAUGUGAUUUAAUAGUGAUACUGUAUUAAAAAUUAGAUCCUGGUAACUUUUUGGGGUGAAAGGGUUGUAAUGAAAAUUGAUUGACUUAAUGAUUUAUCUCUGUUUUCAAGGAAGCUUACGACUUUCUGCUGAAUAUAUUUGAAAAGAGCACUUUCACUUGCAAAUAGAAGGUUUCCAUCCACAUUUGUUAACAGUUAACCCUUUGAUCCCUUAGAGUGACUAGCACUUAAUUUCUCCUCAUAACGUCACCCCUGAAUAACACAUUUUGGUCAUGAGAAUAAAGGACCUGGUCACUAACUAAAGAAGCCCUUGAUUGUUGUAAAAGUUCUCCUUUUCAGAACUGUAGGAAAGUAUAGAGAACAGUAUGGAGAAUAUGCAUACUGAUGUUAGGAUGGAAAGGGUUAAGGUGUUUUAUGUUUAUAAUGAUCAGUGGUAACGGAAACACAAAGCUGUGCCUUUGUGAUAAGAACUUGCCUUUUAUGUAAGAAGUUAAAUUAGCUUUUCUGUGAAGUAAGUCCAUGUGCAGGUGAUCUCUGUAUGCAGUUAUUAAAAAGUGGGUUGGAAAAUUGUCCUUGAUUUAAUAAUAUUGAGAUAAUAAUCUCUCUCACAAGUGAGCAAAGCAAACUAGUGAGAGGUACCUUUAACAGCAUCAUUAAGAUAAUAUUUGUGUCUACAUGCAGCCAUGUCGUAUCCUCUUCAUAAACCAUGAAAAAUUAAAACCUAGAAAUAUUUUGUAUUUUUGUACAGGAAAAGUGAGAUUGAAUACUAUGCCAUGUUGGCCAAGACUGGAGUCCAUCACUACACUGGUAACAACAUCGAACUUGGUACAGCCUGUGGCAAGUACUUCCGUGUUUCAGUCCUCAGCAUCACUGAUCCUGGUGACUCAGACAUCAUUCGUUCCAUGCCAGCAGAACAGCAGACAGCACAGCAACAACAGUCUUAA
Molecule: messenger RNA, 2681 nt
Organism: Pocillopora meandrina
Lineage: Eukaryota; Metazoa; Cnidaria; Anthozoa; Scleractinia; Pocilloporidae
Source: the annotation of a GenBank genome assembly